This is a messenger RNA of Nerophis lumbriciformis (worm pipefish), 1585 nucleotides long. The record is from RefSeq and is a predicted model, not a curated record. NCBI's taxonomy places the organism in Eukaryota, Metazoa, Chordata, Actinopteri, Syngnathiformes, Syngnathidae.
AUGGAGGAGCCAAUGAGUAAUAACAACGUCCAGCAGGCAAUUUGUGAUCGAGAAGAACUUCCCUCUCAGUUAGGGGUGAGCUCCGCUCUGAAGCAGGAGACUCCACAACCACCCCACAUUAAAAAGGAAGAGGAGGAACUCUGGAUCACUCAGAUGGGAGAGUGUCUUCUAGGACCACAGGAAGAUGAUCUCACCAAGUUGCGACCGACUGUUGUCUCUGUGAAGACUGAAGAUGAUGAAGAGAAACCACAAGUAGACAACCUCUUAGCUCCACUAUCAGAUAGUGAGGCUGAAGAUGAGGUUGAAGUAACUUUGAGCAGCGAUACAGACUGUGAAGGUGAUAUGAGGACUCACACUGACAACAAACACUCUGAAUGCUCUAAAAAGAAGAAAAGUAAAACGUGUUUGAGCUGCUCGGUUUGUGCUAAAAACUUUACUAAAAACAGCCAAUUAAUUUAUCACACGAGAACGCACACAGGAGAAAAACCAUACAAAUGUUCAGUUUGUGGUAAAAGGGUUACUAGAAAGAGCCAUUUGACUGAACACAUGAGAACACACACAGGAGAAAAACCAUUUAGUUGUUUAAUUUGUGGUAAAAGCUUUUCUCAAAAGAGUGGUUUGACUCCACACAUGAGAAAACACACAGAAGAAAAAACAUUUAAUGGCUCAGUUUACACAGGAGAAAAAGCAUAUAAUUGUUCGGUGUGCAGUAGAAAUUUUUCUCUCAAAAAUUCUAUGCUUCAGCACAUGAGAAAACACACAAGAGAAAAAACAUUUAGUUGUUCAGUUUGUUGCAAAAGUUUUCCCGUAAAGAGGCGUUUGACUGAACACAUGAGAAUACACACCGGAGAAAAACCAUUUCCUUGUUCAGUUUGUGGUAGAAGCUUUUCUCAAAUGGGCAGUUUGACUAAACAUAUGAGAACGCACACGAGAGAAAAAACAUUUAACUGUUCAGUUUGUGACAAAAGCUUUUGUCAAAGCAGCAAUUUGACUAAACACAUGAAAAGACAUGCGGGAGAAAAAACAUUUAGUUGUUCAGUCUGCGGCAAAAGAUUCCACAGUAAUGUGGAUGCACUAAAACACACCACAACACACGAGGGAAAAUAACCAAUCAGCUGUUUAGUUUCUGGUAUGUUGCUCAUACGUGGCGGCAUCCACACAAACCCAGGAUCUCAUCAAAUACGUUCACUGCUUCUUUCACAAAUAUUUGAGGUAUUUGUAUACAAAUUGGUAUUUUCCGCACCAUAAGCCGCCCUGGGUUAUAAGCCGCGCCUUCAAUGAACGGCAUAUUUCAAAACUUUGUCCACCUAUAAGCCGCCCCGUGUUAUAAGCCGCAUCUAACUGCGCUAAAGGAAUGUCAAAAAAACAGUCAGAUAGGUCAGUCAAACUUUAAUAAUAUAUUAAAAACCAGCGUGAUGUGGGCGCGCAUGGAGUCGUAUAUCAACAUGGACGGAGCUGCGUGAAAAAAGCCACCCGGCCUCUUCGCGUAAACUUACCUUAACCACUCGCUCAUCUUUUCUUCAUCCAUCCCUUCGAGUUAGCUUUUAUGAUGACGCCGGCUGGAAAGGUCUCUUUUGGCAAGGUC